AAGACUCCUUGGGAUCUGGUAGCACGUGAGAUUGUGUAGGCCAGGUUAGGAGGAUAAAGACAUCCCAGGAUGUGGUAGUGCAGCUCUGGCCUAAAAGGUGGGCAGGGGGAGAGGAGCAGGGGUUCUCCAGGGUUCUCUGCCUGUCCUACCUGUUUGUAGGCUGGGUAGGCUGGGAUAGCAUGUGUUACAUGUUGAUACAAUUUUGGAAGGUUAAGCAGCAAUAGAGAGGAUCAAAACCAGCUACCAGAUUGGGGCCUUAUUAUUAUACAUUCAUUUGUGGAGGCUGACCUUGUUAUUAUUAUAAUUUCAUUUGCUGAGGCCAAGGGAAAGGUCACUUCAAACUGAAAAUAAGUGUAAAGCUGGGCUUGCUGCUGCUGGCUACUGUCUCAUUCCAUGCUGCUCCAGCUGACCCUGGUGGCUGGGGUGCUCCCCUCCCCUCACUCCAGCAGCCUCUAGCCAAGGAGAUAAAAUGCCUAGCUGCUUCUUUGCAGCUACCUUGUAACUCCGGGAGUGCCUGUGUUAAAACUCUCUGGUAUGUUUCCAUUAAAAAAAAGCAUCUAAUAACAUUUGGGCAAAAUUUGCAGUAAACAGGAAAGAAUGAAAAGUGAUUUUGUAAGAGGCGUGAGCUGAUUCAUUGACUGCACAGUUACAUACACUUAGAAUCGGGAUGGACAUGUGUGAUGUGUUUGAGUUGUGAAUGUCCAUAAAAUGUUAGAAGGACUUCCUCCUGUGUUCAGUUUUCAAAACAGAAAUGACGCCCUGGCCAUUGACAAGGUAAAGGUAUCAGUCUCAAUGGCCCUAGCUUUCUGCCAGCAAGAGUGAUUGAUAAGUCCUUAAACAAUUCAGGGCCUGUUUGCCAAGUGGUUUCUUAAAACAAUGCAGGCAGCUUCACAGUGCUGAAUCCUUCUGUUAGUUUGAGGGGAAAAAAAAAAACAAAACCUGCCUCUCACACAAAGUAAAAGACUAUAUUUGUGAUAAAGCCACUAUUGCAUGUCAAACUUAUAAUUCCUGCCAAAAAAGUUGGCCCACUUGAUUUGCCACAUGAUACAGGGCUUUGGCCCCACCUAGUUCUUAAAGAUCGACCCUCUCAGACCUCUUAAUUCCCUUUUGGGGCUCUUGGGAAUGGUUUACUGCUGUUAAGACUUGUUUGGCUUACAGUCAGUGAGGAUUUUAUCAAUGGACACGGGCAACACCACUAUGGCCCUUGAAAUCAGUCCAUGUCUUAUUUUCAUUGCUGGACAUUCCACACUUCCCAAGUAGUUGUAACUGAAAAUGCGGAUUAUAUUUUGAAUGUGAGUAAUAUUUCUCUUGCUUGUAAGGGGUGUUCCCAGUGGAGAAAUACCAUGAUUUGUACAGUGGCGGCGGGACAAGUACAUAGCCAGAACCCCACCUCGUGCUCUCUCAGCCCAGCCAUGUGGUAUCAGUAAGGUAGUCUAGGAUGCCAGAGGAAGGGAAAGGGGGUGAAAGUGAAGGUCUCUGUCUGAUUAAAGAGCUAGUAGGGACAGGAGUGCUCAGGGAACCCAUCUGACAUGUGGUUCAAACUGCCCUCUCAUUCGGGCCAGCAAGUCCUGAUGAGGCUGUUGCCGUCCAUGUGUCCGUGACUGACACUUGUGUGACCUCGAGUCUGGAGCACAAAGAUGUGGCUACUAGACAUUGGUACCCCCGGACAGUUGUGAGCUUUGCCCAGAUGUUAGAAUUGGUUCUAUCUGGUGACUUCAGAGUGAUGAAGCCCGUUAUGAAGAUGGAACUCAGGAGGAAUCAUGUAACUUUACCUACAGAUAAUGCUGUAGAUCCAGAUGUAUCUGCCAGGACGGUCUUUAUAGAUGUUGAGGAGGUCAAGAAUAAAUCUUGUUUGACCUUUACUGAUGAUGGAUGUGGAAUGACACCUCAUAAACUACACCGAAUGCUCAGCUUUGGCUUUACAGAUAAAGUAAUAAAGAAGAGCCAGUGUCCCAUCGGGGUCUUUGGUAAUGGUUUCAAGUCAGGUUCCAUGCGGCUAGGAAAGGAUGCUCUCGUCUUCACCAAGAAUGGGGGUACUCUCACUGUUGGACUCCUGUCACAGACCUAUCUGGAAUGUGUCCAGGCCCAGGCAGUUAUUGUACCAAUUGUUCCAUUCAACCAGCAAAACAAAAAAAUGAUUAUUACUGAGGAUUCCUUGCCCAGCCUAGAAGCCAUCUUGAACUAUUCAAUUUUCAACAGUGAAAAUGACCUGCUUUCCCAGUUUGAUGCCAUCCCAGGCAAAAAAGGCACUCGUGUUCUCAUUUGGAACAUCCGCAGAAAUAAAGAUGGAAAGUCUGAGUUGGACUUUGAUACAGAUCAAUAUGACAUCCUGGUAUCAGACUUUGGCACAGAAGAAAAAGAGACUGGUGGUGUUACCUGUGAGCUGCCAGAAACAGAGUAUUCUUUACGGGCAUUUUGUGGCAUUCUGUAUAUGAAGCCACGAAUGAAAAUUUUUCUACGCCAAAAGAAGGUGACCACCCAGAUGAUUGCCAAGAGCCUGGCCAAUGUAGGAUAUGAUUUAUAUAAACCUACCUUCACAAAUAAGCAGGUGAAAAUAACUUUUGGGUUCUCUUGCAAGAAUAAUAACCAGUUUGGAAUGAUGAUGUAUCAUAACAACCGACUCAUAAAGUCUUUUGAGAAGGUGGGAUGCCAGGUGAAGCCAACUCAUGGAGAAGGUGUGGGAGUAAUUGGAGUCAUCGAGUGCAAUUUCUUAAAACCCGCCUACAACAAACAAGACUUUGAGUACACCAAAGAGUACCGCUUGACAAUAAAUGCCCUUGCCCAGAAGCUCAAUUCUUAUUGGAAGGAAAAGACAUCCCAAGAGAAUUUUGAGACCUCAGCCAUCACCAGGCCAAUAUCGAAGAUUCCUGACCAGACAUGGGUACAGUGUGACGAGUGUCUUAAAUGGAGGAAGCUUCCUGGCAAGGUUGAUCCGUCUACAUUACCUGCAAGAUGGUUUUGUUACUAUAAUUCCCAUCCAAAGUACAGGAGAUGCUCUGUUCCAGAGGAACAAGAACUCAUCGAUGAAGACCUGUACUUGAACAAAGCUAAAAAACAGGAUCAAGUGGUUGAGAAGAAGAAGCUGCCAGUGGACAGUGAGAACCACCAGGUAUUUGCCACUCCGCUGAAGAUCCCUGCUAGUCGAGAUAUGGAUGACUUGAACAAUAAGACAAUUGAAUAUGAGGGAAUGGAUAGUCCUAGCCGGCCUCCAUCUGUUGGAGAAGAAAGCAAGACACCCUCUCUUCAGCUUAAGCCUCUGGAUUCCAGUGUUUUUCAGCUUUCCAGUAAGUACAAAUGGAUCCUGGGAGAGGAGCCGGUGGAGAAACGAAGAAGGCUCCAGAAUGAGAUGACAACACCUCCUCUAGAUUAUUCCAUGCCUGGCCCUUAUAGGAGGGUGGAGGCAGCUGUCUCCUACCCAGAAGGGGAGAACAGCCAUGAUAAAUCCAGUUCGGAGAGAAGCACACCACCGUACCUUUCUCCAGAAUACCCAGAUGCAAACAAGAAUCCCAGUCAGAGUAGGGAGGUGUCAGUCCUGUAUUCAGGGGCCCAAGACCAACACCAGGGGUCCCUGCUCCCUGAAGAAUUAGAAGAUCAGAUGCCAAGAUUGGUAGCAGAAGAAUCUAACAGAGGCAGCACAAAUGUAAACAAAGAGGAAGUAAACAAGGGACCUUUUGUAGCUGUUGUCGGUGUUGCAAAAGGUGUUAGAGAUUCAGGAGCUCCCAUUCAACUGAUCCCUUUCAACAGAGAGGAGCUGGCUGAGAGGAGAAAAGCAGUGGAAUCCUGGAGCCCCGGGCCUUACCCCUCCGUGGCCUCUGGUCCCCCCCCUGCCGCAGCCACUGGGGAGAAGGGCCGAGGUUCUGAGGAGGGCGGAGGUCGCAGUUCGCCAAAGAUGAAGAACCAAAGAGAACUGGAAGAACUGAAAAGAACCACAGAAAAACUGGAACGUGUUUUGGCUGAGCGGAACUUGUUCCAGCAAAAGGUGGAGGAGCUGGAACAGGAGAGGAAUCACUGGCAUUCUGAAUUCAAGAAAGUCCAGAGUGAAUUGGUGACCUACACCACCCAGGAGACGGAAGGCUUGUAUUGGAGCAAGAAACACAUGGGCUAUCGCCAAGCUGAAUUCCAAAUUCUGAAAGCCGAGCUGGAGAGAACCAAGGAAGAAAAGCAGGAACUCAAAGAGAAACUGAAGGAGACAGAGAUGCACCUGGAAGUGCUGCAGAAGGCUCAGGUCUCCUACCGGACCCCAGAGGGAGAUGACCUAGAAAGGGCUUUGGCAAAGCUUACGCGGCUGCGUAUCCACGUCAGCUAUCUCCUUACUUCUGUCCUCCCUCACUUGGAGCUUCGUGAGAUCGGGUUUGACUCAGAGCAAGUGGAUGGGAUCCUGUAUACGGUGCUGGAGGCAAAUCACAUACUGGAUUGAGCACCGGACUAUACACUCUAUAUACCCUUCUGUACCCUACCCUACCCUACCCUACCCUACCCUACUCUACCCUACCCUACUCUACUCUACCCUACCCUACUCUACUCUUCUCUUGUCUUCUCUUUUCUUUUCUUCUCUUCUUCAUUCCCUUCUUCCUCCUCCUUCCCUCUCCCCCUCUCUCUCCAUCUCCCCUUCCCCCCCCACCUUUUUAUGCCUUAUAUAGAGAAUCUUUGAGUAAAUCCUGGCUGUCACUCAUUCUGCUUCUUAUUCAGUUUUGAUGUGGAGAAAGAGGCUAGUUAAUAGGCUUUCAGGAGUUCCAGGAACAGAAAAAACCGUAAUCA
This is a messenger RNA of Mustela erminea (ermine), 4758 nucleotides long. It is a transcript of the gene MORC4, whose product is annotated as MORC family CW-type zinc finger 4. The transcript is spliced from 16 exons. Gene Ontology annotation, cellular component: nucleoplasm; nucleus. NCBI's taxonomy places the organism in Eukaryota, Metazoa, Chordata, Mammalia, Carnivora, Mustelidae. Bases 1688 to 4417 code for a protein of 909 amino acids. Gene Ontology annotation, molecular function: zinc ion binding; ATP hydrolysis activity. The record is from RefSeq and is a predicted model, not a curated record.